Astyanax mexicanus (Mexican tetra) is the source of this 2717-nucleotide messenger RNA. RefSeq names its product neutral ceramidase. The transcript is spliced from 21 exons. Lineage: Eukaryota; Metazoa; Chordata; Actinopteri; Characiformes; Acestrorhamphidae. Gene Ontology annotation, biological process: long-chain fatty acid biosynthetic process; ceramide catabolic process; sphingosine biosynthetic process. The coding region runs from base 113 to 2329 and encodes 738 amino acids. Gene Ontology annotation, molecular function: N-acylsphingosine amidohydrolase activity. Gene Ontology annotation, cellular component: extracellular region. The record is from RefSeq and is a predicted model, not a curated record.
AAAACUGUGCUUGUUAAAGCCACCUUUGUCCCUGAGGAGCUUUAGAGCUUUACUGUAUCAGAAUCAGAGGUAUCGAUCCGCUCACGGAGGCUGCUACCUGAGUUACAGAAGAAUGGCUCGUAAGGCUGUCUGCUGUGGCCUCAGCAGUCUGGAGCUGAUGCUCAUUGUUCUGUUCCUGCUGAUGACUGGAAUCACUAUCGGACUGAUCACUGUGUUAGCCAUCAACCUCAACUCCCAAACACCGGAGCCGGAGGAACCGACUCCAUCAGUAUCGCCUCCAGAGAACCCCUACCUGAUUGGGGUGGGCAGAGCAGACUGCACUGGACCAGUUGCGGAUGUCCCCCUGAUGGGCUACGCCAACCCGGAUCAGACUGCAGGUGGGAUCCACACUCGUCUGUUCAGCAGGGCCUUCAUUGUGGACGAUGGAAGCAAGAGGGUGGUGUUCGUGAACGCAGAUAUUGGCAUGGUCUCUCAAAGACUGAGACUAGAGGUGCUGAAAGAGCUGGAGCUGAAGUACGGAGAUCUCUACAGGCAGGAAAACGUAAUUCUGAGUGGAACACACACACACUCCGGCCUGGCGGGCUAUUUCCAGUACACACUCUUUAUCAUCACCAGUAAAGGUUAUAUCAAGUCAUCCAUCCAACCCAUUGUCAACGGAAUUGUGAAGAGCAUUGAUGUGGCCCAUAAGAAUAUGAGACCUGGGAGAAUAUUUGUGAGCAAAGGAGAAAUUGUGGGCAGUAAUCUCAACAGGAGUCCACACUCAUACCUGAACAACCCUGAGGAGGAAAGAAACAGAUAUAAGUCCAAUACAGAUGAGCAGAUUGUGACUCUAAAGUUUACAGAUUUGGAUGGAGAUGGAAUGGGGGUUUUCAGCUGGUUUGCUGUUCAUCCAGUAAGUAUGAAUUACACCAAUCGCAUGGUGAGCUCGGAUAACCUCGGCUACGCCUCCUAUCUGUUCGAGCAGGAGAAAAACAUUGGCUACUUACCCGGUGAGGGUCCAUUUGUAGCAGCGUUUGCAACUGCCAACAGCGGGGAUGUGACUCCUAACACUCGUGGUCCGUACUGUAUAAACACAGGAGAGAGAUGUGAUUACCUCAACAGCUCCUGUCCCAUCGGUGGGACUAGAAUGUGUGUUGCCUUUGGGCCGGGGAACGACAUCUUUGACAGCACCAGGAUUAUAGGAGAGAAUAUCUACAGAAAGGCGAAGGAGCUUUAUGGCAGUGCUAAACAGGAGCUGCGGGGGAGUGUCCAUGCUGCUCAUCAGUGGGUCAACAUGACAGACGUCACUGUUCAACUUGACUCCACCCACAGUGUUAAGACCUGUAAACCUGCACUCGGGCACAGCUUUGCUGCAGGAACAAUAGACGGAGGAGGAGAUCUGAACUUCACACAAGGGGCAGUUGAAGGAGAUCCGUUCUGGGAUGGUAUUAGGGACGCUCUCUUAGGUGCACCAUCCAAAGAGAUUCAAGAAUGUCACAACCCCAAACCUAUUCUCUUCAGCACUGGAGAGAUGAACUGGCCGUUUCCGUGGCAUCCAGACAUUGUAGAUGUUCAGAUUAUCACCAUUGGUUCGGUGGCCAUAGUGGCUGUUCCAGGAGAGGCAACAACAAUGUCAGGAAGAAGGAUCAGAGAAGGCGUUAAACAGGAGCUGGAGAAGAAUGCUGCGUUCACCAAUUCAGAAGUUGUCAUUACUGGCCUUUGCAACAUCUACACACACUACAUCACUACUUAUGAAGAGUAUCAGGUGCAGCGAUAUGAAGGUGCUUCCACUAUUUAUGGUCCUCACACUCUCUCAGCCUACAUCCAGCACUUCAGAGGCCUGGCCAGAGCCAUAGCAGAGGGUAAAGUGGGGGAGCUGCCAAAGGGUCCUGAACCUCCGUUCUUCAGUAAUCUCUUCUCUCUACUGGGGGAGCCGCCUGUGGAUAGAAGCCCAGAAAACACCACAUUUGGAGACGUCCUGCAGCAGGUUCACCCUGUGUAUAAAGUGGGAGAGGUUGCUUCUGUGACUUUUGUAGCUGGGAACCCCAGAAACUCCGGGGAAAUGAGAGACAAGACCUUCGUCACAGUGGAGAAGUUUCACAACAGCACCAGCACAUGGGAGGUUGUUCAUACAGAUGCAUCAUGGGAGACCAGGUUUUACUGGAUUAAGGGGACUGCUAAUCAGAGUAAUGCCACUGUGGAGUGGCACAUCCCUCUCUCAGCAGAGUCCGGCACCUACAGGAUCCGACACUUCGGCCACUACAAACAGCGCGUGAUAUUUCCUGUGAUCACUGCAUACGAGGGAUCUUCACACACGUUCAGAGUCACCAAAACACUCUAUUCUCUAUAAAUUUAUUCCUGUAUAGUACAUAAGGAGCGCAAUGUUUAGUAAAAUUUAAUGUCUGUCCUAAAGUAUGUUUUACUGCUGCAAAUUAGGCAAUGUUUAGUAAUCCUAAUGCAGUUAUUACACAAAUAUUUUGCGUCAAUACUACUCAUAUAACUUGUAUUAUAUUUACUAACUUAAUGAAUUUUUAUUUUCAGUGUACACAGGUACACAGCAGGUUUAUUGCCUGCUUUCUAUGUUAUAGGCUGUAAGAGCAAGUAUAGUUUUCUGAGCUGGUAACUCUGUGUUGGCUAUAUGUAAUGCUGUUCAUAACACAUAUGCUUUCUUAAUUACAUUUUUUUUUAAAUGUGUAUUUUACUUAAAUUAAAUAAUAAAAAUAAAGAGUAAAUAAAUA